Messenger RNA from Pygoscelis adeliae (Adelie penguin), 1284 nucleotides. It is a transcript of the gene THG1L, whose product is annotated as tRNA-histidine guanylyltransferase 1-like (S. cerevisiae). Gene Ontology annotation, biological process: tRNA modification. The record is from RefSeq and is a predicted model, not a curated record. Lineage: Eukaryota; Metazoa; Chordata; Aves; Sphenisciformes; Spheniscidae. Bases 1 to 717 code for a protein of 238 amino acids. Gene Ontology annotation, molecular function: magnesium ion binding; tRNA guanylyltransferase activity. The transcript is spliced from 6 exons.
AUGUUGCCCUUGUUUUCUGAGCAGCAUGGGUUCAAAAAGCCAAAUGAUGACCGUGCUCUUCAUCUGAUGACCAAGUGUGCCCAGACAGUGAUGCAAGAGUUGGAGGAUAUUGCUAUUGCUUAUGGACAGAGCGAUGAAUAUAGUUUUGUUUUCAAAAAGAAGAGUAGAUGGUUUAAAAGAAGAGCAAGUAAGUUCAUGACUCAUGUGGUCUCCCAAUUUGCCUCAAGUUACGUUUUCUAUUGGAAGGAUUACUUUAAGGACCAGCAACUUCUGUACCCACCAGGAUUUGAUGGACGAAUUGUGUUGUAUCCCAGCAACCAAAAUUUAAAGGACUACCUCAGCUGGAGACAAGCAGAUUGCCAUAUUAAUAAUCUCUAUAAUACAGUGUUUUGGAUGCUUGUACAGCGAAGUGGUUUGACACCAGUGCAAGCACAGGUACUUUCUCAGGGAACUUUGGCUGGAGAUAAGAAUGAAAUCUUAUUUUCUGAAUUCAACAUCAACUACAACAAUGAACCUUUGAUGUAUAGAAAAGGAACUGUCUUAAUAUGGCAGAAGAUUAAUGAAGUCAUGACUAAGAAAAUAAAACUGCCAAAGGAAACGGAAGAAAAGGAAGUUGAAGUGAGCCGGACUAAGACUAAAGUCGUUCCCCUGCACUGUGACAUUAUUGGGGACCAGUUCUGGGAGGAAUAUCCUGAGAUUCUGGCUGCGGAUAGUUGAUAUCUCUGAUAAGUAUAACUGGUAGUUUACGUUUUGCUCUGCUUGGGUUGUUGGCAAGUGAGGAGUAUGAAUGGUGGCUGGCAGAGUUUAACCUGUAACCCUCUUCAAAACUACAUUGGUUUUAGCACUGUCAUUGCCUGAAAAAAAGACACUGGUAUGUUGUCUGACAUACAAGGGUAUGCCCAUGUGGAAAACCUAAAAUCAUAUUGUAUUUUGAAUGUUAAGAACUCAUCAUAAAUUAAGACUGCUCCUUGUACAUGCAUAUAUGUAGAAAAAGUGUAUAGAAAUUUCAUGCAUUUCUAUAGCAUUUAAACCAUGAGGUACUUUACUGAACUGCCGAACUAUAAAAAAACAUUGCAUAUUAGAACUGACAAAAGCAGAAGAGAAAAUGAUUCUUUUGAUUUUCGUUUCAACUGAGACGGUCCAGAAUACUUCAACUGGCACUUAGUAUUAAAUUUCAAGGCUAGUGUGUUUAGUCAGAUUAGUGACAAACUGUUCAAAUGCCUCAUGUCUCUGAUUCUUACAGAAAGGAAAUGGAGUAGCUCAGCCAUUUCCUAUGACUGAUUU